Messenger RNA from Cuscuta epithymum, 1010 nucleotides. The record is from the annotation of a GenBank genome assembly. Lineage: Eukaryota; Viridiplantae; Streptophyta; Magnoliopsida; Solanales; Convolvulaceae.
CCCAAAGUGUUUGAUCUGGAAUAACCUAACUGUACUCCCGAAUACCGUUUCUCAUCUCUCUCUACCGCUCAUCUCGCAGCCGGUCGUACGCAGUCUACGCCACGCCGUUCCUCCAAUAUCCUGAGCAUUUGAUUGAAGGAACAAAAAAGAUGAGGCCAUUGGAUGAGAAUGAAACGACCCAAGUCUUUGAAAAGCUGUAUAAAUUUGUGGGCAAUAAUUUGAAGAACAUUGUGGAAAGUCCAUCUCACGAGGGGCCUGAACCUUCUCCGGGUCGGUACUGUUUCCGUCUUCAAAAGAAUCGUGUCUACUACGUGUCGGAAUCCCUUGUCAAACGGGCUACUAACAUAAAGAGAGACAACCUCAUUUCUUUGGGGACCCAAAUUGGGAAAUUCACAAAAGGAGAAAAAUUUCACCUGACAAUCCAGUCCCUGAGUUUGCUGGCAGCACAUGCAAAACACAAAGUAUGGCUAAAACCAACGUCGGAGAUGAGCUUUCUGUAUGGGAACAAUGUGUUGAAAGGUGGAGUUGGCAGGAUAACGGAGAAUGUGAAUUUGCAUGAUGGGGUUGUGGUGUUCUCAAUGUCCGAUGUGCCCCUGGGGUUUGGAGUUGCUGCUAAAAGCACACAGGAUUGUAGGAAGCUGGAUCCUAAUGCUAACGUGGUUUUGCACCAAGCUGAUAUUGGGGAAUACUUGAGGAUGGAGGAUGAACUUUAAACCAGGAAAAAUUUUGUAUCUUUAAAUGAUUUUUGUUUGGAGAGUUCACUUUGCAGUGUGAGUGUAUAUUGAUUUUGGCAAAUGAUAUUCUGGCUUAUCGUAUCUGAUUUUCUAGGUCCUUGUGAGUUGUGACCUGCAUUUGCUGAAAUGUAAUGAAAUGUUCUCUUCUCUGCAUGGAUAUCUGCUUGGAGCCUUGGAGCAUUUUUGGUUUUACAUUUGUCUCCCCUUAGCAGGGUAGGAUAUGUUUUAGUAAUUUUUUUGAUGUCUAAAAAGUUAUGCAGCCUGUUUCUUUACUCA